AGGAGUGGCACUUGGGUCCCUUUAAAUAGAGCCGUCCUUAAACUUUGGACUAUCAGAUCAGCAGAAGUUUGAAAAUAGCUUGCUGCAGAACUCAAAGCUACAUCCGAAAUCUCUGGGAUACAUUUUCUGUGUUUUGGGGGUAAAAGAUGGAAAUAAAAAAGACAUCUGGGAUGAGGAACGCCGUUCUUGUGCUCUUACUGGCUGUUCUUCAGGGAUUUCGACAAGUAGACGCUCUUCCAAACCCAUCACCUCUCCUGGGAUCCAACUGGGGGAAUCCGAGAAGAUACGUACACCUGCAGACGUCUUCAGACCUGAACAAUUUCUACCUUGAGAUCAGUUUAAAUGGCCACGUGAGCAAAACUACACUUCGAAGCUCAUACAGUGUGAUGUUAUUGAAGGCGGAAACAAGAGAGCGCGUGGCGAUACUUGGAGUCAAAAGUAACCGCUACCUGUGCAUGGAUGCCCUGGGAAACCCUUUCAGCUCUACUGUUUGCCUCAAGGAAGACUGCCUUUUUAACCACAAGCUAUUGGAAAACCACCGCAACGUGUACUACUCUUGUAGAACUGGUAUUCUGCUCAACUUGGAAGGGAUAAAGCAAGUGUACACAGUGGGUCAGAAUCUACCGCAAACCUCCCUCUUCCUGUCGGAGAAGAACACCGUGCCGCUGGAGCGCCUCUUGCAUCGGGAGAAGAGGAACCGGGCGGUUGACCCUUCUGAUCCGUACAACAUGCUGGGUCAAACGGAGGAGGACUCCCGGGCAAUGCCGCAACUGGAUGACACCUUGGAGGUGGACCAGGAGGCUGAACUCCCCGAGGGACGCAACAUCUCCCGGGAGACCCCUCAGUCUCCCUCCGACGACCCGUGGAACGUGCAUUCCCUAAACCCCCCUCCCAGCCCCCGUAUCAUGAAUGGAAUUAUGGGAUAAGAAGACAGGACACUCGCAGUUGUACACUUCGGUUUAUCAAUGUAAGCUAUGUAUGCGUUCACGUUGGGUCUUUUCCAGCAGUUCUGCAAACAACCCUCAAAGUUUUAAACAGAUAUUAUUAGGGCAUAUUGGUAAUUUAUAUGUAGUCAUAAUAUGAAAUAUGUAGCCAAAAAAAUACCACAUUGGAACAUUUUAUUGCGGCCAUUCUUCACUAUAGCACAGUGAGUAACUAUUGGUUUCCGUGAUUUUUGAUUCCAGGACGCAAAUUCUGUAUUCUGUAUUUGAUUGCGCUCUGUUUACGGGGAGGAUUCUUAUGAGAAUCAUGCUGAAAUCUGAAAUAAUUGUGAGUCUUUUUUGGAGAAAGAAAGUCACUUAAAUGUUAUAUAAUGCAAGAAGACUGCAAGAAAAUAUCAUUGAUAUGAAACUUAAACAUAUUCCAUCUAAAAUGAGCCCUACUAUAAUGUUGAAUAUGCCAGUAGGCAUGCAUGUUAUAAUGCAUGUUCUUCAAGUGAGACGUUUCAUUUUAAACGGAAAUGAAUGGUCCACUCUACAGGGUACCAGAACGAAUAUAAACCACAUGUUAUAAAUGCU
Molecule: messenger RNA, 1517 nt
Organism: Oncorhynchus gorbuscha (pink salmon)
Lineage: Eukaryota; Metazoa; Chordata; Actinopteri; Salmoniformes; Salmonidae
Product: fibroblast growth factor 23-like
Exons: 3
Coding region: 147-926 (259 amino acids)
Biological process (GO): fibroblast growth factor receptor signaling pathway; cell differentiation; animal organ morphogenesis
Cellular component (GO): cytoplasm
Molecular function (GO): type 1 fibroblast growth factor receptor binding; growth factor activity
Source: RefSeq, a predicted model, not a curated record